Molecule: messenger RNA, 2085 nt
Organism: Colletotrichum truncatum
Lineage: Eukaryota; Fungi; Ascomycota; Sordariomycetes; Glomerellales; Glomerellaceae
Source: RefSeq, a predicted model, not a curated record
AUGACACCGCAUCACGAGCCCUUCAAGUCCCUCGCGCCCGUCACCUGGGCGGCGGUCACGGAAGAAGACCCCAAAGCCUUCCUCGCAAAUGUCUUUUCUGAUGCCCAAACAAUCAUCAACUCAAUUCCCGCCCCUGAGCCCGUCAAGCAGGCAACGACAGGUCGUGCCCGCUCGCAAACCGACCCUCCCCAUCCCGUCGCUGACCUAAACCAUGCCGUCUCCCAGCAGCGCCAGUCCGCCGCUGCACUCAGCCUAUCGCGUGAUCUAUCAAAGGAAUGGAAGGAGGUGAAAGUCAACCCUAGAGACAACCCGCUCGCGAUCAAUGUUUACAAGCUCGCUGCCAAAGACGGCAAGGGCAGCUGGUUCGCACGGCGGAGCGUUCACGACGGCCUGACCUAUGAGAAAUGGAAGCUCGGGCUCGAGAGGGAAUUCGCCGAGUCCAUGAAGGUACAGAGCGGGCCCGGAGCCGGCGCAAUUCGUGGUAUUGGCGCGGACAAAAGAGUAGUGCACCAGGUUGUCGAUGGCGCGGGGAAGAUGCAAGUGUUUCAAUUGUCAGCGCAGUUCCCGGGCCCGACCGCUCCGAGAGACUUUGUAACCCUGCUCCUUACUUCCGAGUUCUCCGGCAACGCCCCCGUGGAAGAAGGCCGAAAGAGGCCUCUGCGAUCAUUCAUGAUUGUGUCGAAGCCAUGCGUACACCCCGAAUGCGCUGAGCGGCAAGGCUACAUCAGAGGCCAGUAUGAGUCGAUAGAGAUCAUCCGCGAGAUCCCAUCCGAUAAGCCAUCAAUCACCCGCGCAAGGUCAUCUAUUGACCUUAGUCACGACAGCCCAAAAGAAAGGCAGGCUGUAGCCGAAUCAAUGGGAAGAGAAGCAGUAUUGAGAGCAGCCAAAAAGUCGGCGGAAGGGGAGGGCGGUCGGCAACGUGGAACAUCCGUAGACAGCGCCCCCGCGAGAGACGAUGCCGGACAUAACGAUGAUGGAGCUGAGGAGGAAUCAACGACAUCGAUUGAAUGGCUUAUGGUUACUCGCAGCGACCCCGGCGGAAACGUGCCUCGGUUCUUGAUUGAUCGUGGUACCCCAGGUGGAAUUAUCGGUGACGCUGGAAAAUUCAUCAAGUGGGUGACGGCCAAGGCUUCAGAAGACUUUGCGUCUUCAGAUACCGAGCAGGAGGAGUCAAAGGAGGCGGCCAAAGAAGCCGAAUUAGAAAAGGCUACCUCUCCAACCGAGAUUGCCAAGGAGCCAACAUCCAAUCUGGUGCCUGAUGCAUCGGUACAGGAUGAUACAAAUCCGCCAACCAGCAAUGGUCUUUACGGUAUUAUCUCAGGCGCAUUCGGGAUGGCCGGCUCCGUGGUGGCAAGCCGCUUGCCGAACGGCCUGCCCGGCAUGUUUCAAGCACCGAGCACUAACGGCUCGAUAGCUGAAGAAGAUGAAGACGAGGACGAGUCUAAUGAGAGCGAUACUUCAUCCAUCCGAAGCUUCGCCUCUGCUGUUGAGAAGACGGACGAGGGUGAGGCCGUCACUCCCCCUGACGUGCCACAGCCUGACGCCAUGUCUCUGAACUCGUCCGGCUCCGGCGCGGGGUCCCUGAGCAAGAGUACUUCAUCGCAUCACGAGCGGGAGCUCAAGAAGCUCCAAGACCGUCGAAGGAAAAUGCAGGAGAAGAUCAAUAAGAUGCAGGAACGCAUGUCUAGCAAGCGUGCCGAGGAUUCUCAGCGCGAUUCGGCACAGUUGGCCAAGCUGCGCGAGAAACACGAUAAGGAGAUUGCAAAGCAGGAAGAAAAGUACAAGCGCGAGCUGAAACGGCUUGAGGAGCGACGGGAGCACGAUGAACGCAAGGCCGAAGAACGGCGUCGAAAACAGGCUGAGAAGGAAGAGAAGGGAAACAUGGCCAUGGAGCUCGAGCGAGUCAAGGCCGAGCGUGACGUCGCGUUGAAGCAAAUUGAGAUUCUCAAGGGACAGAUUGGAGAGCUGCAGAGCCAGAACACCAUGCUGGUGGCCAAGAUGGGCCGCAUGGGUGGCUUGAAGAGGGAGGAUUCUGCGGCAUGGAGCACGGCCGGCGAGAGGGUGCCCCAAAGCGUCUCAAACUAG